Yamadazyma tenuis ATCC 10573 is the source of this 1392-nucleotide messenger RNA. RefSeq names its product enolase C-terminal domain-like protein. The record is from RefSeq and is a predicted model, not a curated record. Lineage: Eukaryota; Fungi; Ascomycota; Pichiomycetes; Serinales; Debaryomycetaceae. Gene Ontology annotation, molecular function: hydro-lyase activity; magnesium ion binding. Gene Ontology annotation, biological process: amino acid catabolic process; carbohydrate catabolic process.
AUGAGCUUGGAUUCAAUUGUGAUCACCGGCUUCAAAGUGUAUGAUAUACGUUUCCCUACCAGCUUGGAUGGUAUUGGUAGUGAUGCCAUGCAUGUGGGUACCAAUGGCUCCCAUCCCUAUUUGCAGCUCUUAACCAGCUCCGAUGUCAUUGGAGAAGGAAUGGCCUUUAGCAACGGGCGAGGCUCGGACCUCGUGUGCGCCGCCAUCGAGCCGUUUGCCGAGCGGGUCGUGGGCAAGACCUUGGCCUCGUUAGUGGAAAAUAUGGGGGUGACAUGGCGAUACAUGGUAUCAGACUCGCAGUACAGGUGGCUUGGACCCGAGAAGAGUAUCACCCAUUUGGCCACGGCCGCUGUCAUCAAUGCCAUUUGGGACUUGUGGGGAAAGGCCACAAACCGGCCCGUGUGGAAGAUCGUGGCCGACAUGACACCCGAGGAAAUAGUUAGGUGUGUGGAUUUCCGGUAUAUUCUUGAUGUGAUCAACCCAGAAGAGGCAGUAGAGAUGUUGAAAAAGACCCAGGUGGGCAAGGAAGCGCGGAUCCAAGAGGCGUUUGACAACGUGGCGGUCCCGGCUUACACCACCAGUGCCGGAUGGUUGGCUUUUAGUGGAGACAAGAUGAAAAGGGUGUUGCAGGAGACCAUUGAUGCUGGUUUCAAAAUCUUCAAGUUCAAGGUCGGCAGUGAUCUUGAGGCCGACAAGGAGCGGUUGGAGGCUGUCAGAGACAUUAUUGGCUACGACAACGAGUAUCAAAUCAUGCUUGACGCCAAUCAGGUGUGGUCGGUGCCUGAGGCCAUUGAGUGGAUGAAACAGUUGGUGAAGUUCAAGCCGGUGUUUAUUGAAGAGCCCACCAGCCCCGAUGAUAUACUUGGCCAUGCCACCAUCAGAAAGGCGUUGAAGCCAUUCGGAGUGGGAGUGGCUACAGGGGAGAUGGCUGCAAAUAGAGUCAUUUUCAAACAGCUUUUGCAAGCAGAAUCCAUAGAUGUGUGUCAGAUAGAUGCUGUGAGAUUGGGAGGAGUGAACGAGUGCUUGGCGGUGAUGUUGAUGGCCCUCAAGUUUGACGUUCCAUGUGUUCCUCAUAAUGGAGCCAUGGGGUUGACCGAACUUACUUCGCACUUGAGUACAAUUGACUAUAUUGCUAUCAGUGGCCGCAAGUCCAUGCUCGAAGCAGCAGAAAGCUACAGAGAGAAUCUUGCACACCCAUGUGUGAUCAAGGAUGCUCACUAUGUGACUCCUUUGGAUCCUGGGUAUUCUAUUGGAUAUGUUCCUGGAGCCAUCGACAAGUUUUUGUAUCCGAACGGAACCUUUUGGACUUCGAAGGUGGGUGAAGAGAUCAAGAGAGCUCCAAAGGGAGGGGAGGGUCUUAUUAGAUAAACAAUAUGAAUAUAAACUUUGCCU